Molecule: messenger RNA, 3702 nt
Organism: Neospora caninum
Lineage: Eukaryota; Apicomplexa; Conoidasida; Eucoccidiorida; Sarcocystidae
Exons: 4
Coding region: 1-3702 (1233 amino acids)
Source: RefSeq, a predicted model, not a curated record
AUGGAGACGCGAAGGCAGUCGACUUCGCCUGCAGUUUCUGGCGACGCUGGGGCUGCAGGUGACUCGGGUCCUGAACGGAGACAGGAGACGCCCAAGACGGCGGAACGACGCGCGGCCGCCUGGAGCGUGUCCUGGCGCGCGUCGUCGAACUUUGCAGAGGUGGGGCUCUGGCGAGGAACAGCUUAUUCUCUUUCGGCCGCGUCGUCGUCGAGGAGAGUCUCGUCCGGCGGCCGGGAGAAAGCAGGCUGUGCCGCGCAGGCGUCUCCGCUGGCGAGCCUGUCGAAGUGGGGCGACCGGAGAAGGCGAGAGACCAGCGGGGAGACCGCUCUCUUUUCCUCGGGAGAUCAGCCCGGAGUCGCGAAGGAGACAGAGCCUGCGGGAGAAGUCUAUCUGCAGAAGGCUCGGGCCGAUCCCAGGCUCUCUGCUCUCCGCUCCCCUUCGUCUUCAUCAUCCUUCCCCGUUGAGGAGCGGCGCGCUCUCAAGUUUCGGUCUUCCGAGAGUGUGCAUGCCAAAGGCUGGGCUCGAGACGCGGGGUUGCCUGCGAGGGUGACGAGGACGGAGAGAAAAGAGGGUUCGGAGGAGCAGACGCGCGACGCAGGCAAGAGCGAGGAGAGCCUCCAGAGGGCCCCGCGUGGAGGCGCGCCGCUUUCGCAGGCUUCGUCGCCCUCGGAGGAGUCGCAUGCAACGGCGGGUUGGCAGAUAAGUAAAGAAGGGGGGAAAGGCGCGUCUGCCCAGUUUCCGCGUUUCUCGGGGAGCCGGAGUGGAGGAGAGCGUUACUCGGGGAAGGCUCCGAUGACGUCUCUGCAGGCUACAAGCGCAAACGUGCCUUGGGACAAGGAGAGACCGCGAGUAGAUAGUGGAGAGACGGGCGACCUGGGAGACGGAACGGCAGGCGCCAAGUGGCGGAAGACCGGGGAGAAAAAAUUGGCUUAUACAGGAGGAAGCCGGUCCGCGUAUUCGUGGAGUCCAUGGAAGAAGACCAAUCAGGGAAAAGGCGCCGAGAGUGGCACAGGCCAGCAGUUCCCGAUCACCUUUCCGAGUUCGAACUUCGCGCCGUCGUCCACGUCUCUGAACGCGCAGAAAAAGACGAACGGAGAAACCGGGAAGGGCGGGCGCACAAAGACCCCGGCAUCUCCGUCCCCGUUCGGCGCGGCUGGGGCUUCUCCUUCGUCUCCGUCUUCUCGCUUUCAGCCUUCCUCUUCUUCUCGCUUGCAGUCUCCGUCUUCGUCUUCUUCUCGCUUGCAGUCUCCGUCUUCUUCUUCUUCUCGCUUGCAGUCUCCGUCUUCGUCUUCUUCUCGCUUGCAGUCUCCUUCUUCUUCGCCGUCCUCGACUUCGUUUCGGCGACCUUGGAUGAAGUGGGCACCCUCGGGGGAGACAGUGCAGGGGGGAAGGAAGGGCGGCGCCGGCUCAGGCCAGGAGACGAGCUCUGCGUCUUCGCCGGCGUCUCUGUUGUUCUCUCUCGAGAAGAGAGAGGAAGAAGAGGCGCGCAUGGCUGCGCUCAGGCAGGCGCUUUCCGCCCAGGAAGUCACUGAUUUGCAGAGAGAAGUUGCCGAGACGGUGGCCUCUCUGCCGGCGGAGUUCUUGAAGGGCUGCGGCCACGAAGAGAAAGUCAGAGCCUUUGAGAAGCAGGCGGCCGGAGAAGUAAACGAGGAGGGCCGGAGCAGCAAACAAACCACGCCGGAAGAUGCACAUGCGCAAAGCCUUGGGAAGAGCUCGUCCUCGCCGUCCCCACACUCCCCUAGCUUGUCUCCACUCCGGCCGUGGCCGAGCGUCGUCGCCGCCAACGGGCCCGUUGUCUCCGUCCUCUUGACCCUUGCGCAUUAUCGCCUGACAGAUUGCGAGCGCUUGAGAUCCAUGCAGCCUUCUGGCGGCGGCUCUUCUGGCGGCGCGAGUGUGCCCUUCUCGCCGGCGCCUUUCUCGUCCGGCGCGCCGACCCUCGUUCUGUCCGCAGACGGGAAGACGCCCGACGCGCUCUUCCACGGCCACAAACAGUACGUGAAGGCCGCGCAAGUUCUGCAGGAGGCGGCGAUCCCCGUGCGGUCGCUUCCCGAGGCUCUGGUCCUCUUUCGCCUCAAAGGCCUCGCCUUUAAGGGCGCCGAGAAGCGGCUCAAAAUGGAGCCCGACGCGGCCGCGCAGGCCCCGCGGCCAGUCUUCGCCUCCAGCACGCUCCAGGCGGUCUUUGAGGCCCUCGAGACUGGGACGUGCGCGGAGAUCCGCGAACGGAGACAGCAGAAGAGGCUUGAAGCGAUUGCGAGUCUCAUGCAGAUCGACGGCGUCGGCCGCAAAACUGCAGAAACCGUCGUAGACCAGUGCGGGAUUCUCUCACCGGAAGAGCUGCGCCUGAGCCUCGCCGUGGCGAUUGCAGAGUCGGAGGCAGGAAGGAGCGGGGAGGAGGCGGGCAGCGAUACCGCUGCGAAGGCGAGCAGGAAGCGCGAGAAGAAGGGGCGAGCAACGAAGGCAGAUACCGGCGAGACAGAAGACGCGAGGCAAGGGGCGUCGGCUACACUUCUUGCGCUCUUUGGGACGCCGCAACUACGAGCAAAUGUCCUGCACGGGGCCGCGCUGACGGCGUCAAUGCACCCCACCGAGUUCCUCAUGUGGCAGAAGAAACUCGUCGCUGCUGUCGGAGAUUCCGCCUUCGAUUCACUCAGCUUCUCACUCCCUCCCCACGCCUCCCAUUCACCCAGUUCGUCUUCUCAGUUUGAUGUGGCUGCUGACCACGGGGCGCAUGGCGCGUCGGUGGACGAAGAGCGAGGUGGCGAGGGCCGAGGGCCGGGCGUUUUGGUGACGCCUGUCGUCGCAGUGGGCGGCGGCCUUUUUUCGCGGGCGGCGUCCUCCGCUUCUCGCCCUGGAAAUCGACCGAGAGAGAUAGACGUUUUUCUCUCGAUGCUUCCGGAGCCUCUGCCUGUGCCGCCUGCGUCGCUUCUGUCUCUCCAGGGCGGCGGAGAUGGAGAAGGGCCUAAGCGGAGACAGCCGGCCGAGAGGAGACGAUCGGCGGAAAGAGGAGACAGCGCGGGACCCAACGGCGCCGCGCCGGAGACGGUCGCGGCAUGCGACUGGUCAGCGGCGAGGCGAGAAGAUCUUUUGGAGGGCGUGAAGAAAAGGAAAAACGAGCUUUUCAGCCGCUUCCUCGCAGUCCUUCAGAAAAACAAUCUCGUCGAAGACGUCCUCGAACAAAAGGAUGGCCCGGCAGCCUUUCCCUGGGCGAGACUGAUUGUCCGUCUUCCCUGGAAUACAGUCGCGAAACGACAGCUUCGCGUGCGCGUUGUCUCGCCCGACAUUUUGCCCUUCAUCAGCCUCGAGAGCCGGUGCUCUGCAACGCCCUUCAAGGAGAUCCAGGAGCACGUGAAGACGCGGUUCAACUGCCAGCUGACGGCCGACCGCCUCGUCUUCCCGCCGUCCACAUCGCCUCGCCCAUCAACUUCUUCCUCUGCGUCGUCUGAGACCUGUUCCUCGGCAGACGCCGCCGGCGACGCCGGGGCCGAGGCGAGCGUCGGAGGCAGAAGCGCAGGCGCCGAAAAGGUGCAAGAAGAGCGGAGAGAGAAACUGAAGGACUUGGUGAGCACGUGGGUGUUCACAGAAGACCAGCUUCUCCAGGGUCUCGAGGUGCCCGUGCCUCUGUCGCUGGGGCAGCGCCUCGUCAGUCUCUCCUACCGCGGAUACAUCAGCGCCUCCGGGUCGCAGAGGCAGCCGUCCAGAUGA